Hippopotamus amphibius kiboko is the source of this 324-nucleotide messenger RNA. RefSeq names its product WAP four-disulfide core domain 11 (gene WFDC11). The coding region runs from base 1 to 324 and encodes 107 amino acids. Lineage: Eukaryota; Metazoa; Chordata; Mammalia; Artiodactyla; Hippopotamidae. The transcript is spliced from 3 exons. The record is from RefSeq and is a predicted model, not a curated record.
AUGGUCAACAUCAUGAAGUUCUGGACGCCUCUACUUAUGAUGUUCCUCUGUGUGGUGCUACUGUCUGUGUUGGGAGGAAUGAAGGAAAAACAUAACCACAGGGGGGAAUUGUUACUUCCGGAAUGCUGGGGAUGGCCAACACUCCAAGAAUGUGCCAAGAGAUGUUCUAGAACCUUUAGAUGUAUAGAAAUAAAUCACACAUGCUGCUGGGCAUACUGUGGAAACAUCUGCUGGGAAAACACAGGUGAGGAAUGUUCCCCUGAGCACCAGGAGAUGCCACACAUGAGCAGGUUCUCCCCCUGGGAGGACUGGUUCAGUGAGUAG